AUGAAGGUGCUCAACGUCGCGGAGAAGCCGUCGGUGGCCAAAGAGAUUGCCGCUAUUCUGUCCUCUGGUCGCUCACAGCGCCGUGCCGGAUUCUCCAAGUACAACGCGCUGUUUGACUUCCCGUAUCAGAUUCGAGGGCGACAGGUUCAGAUGGUCGUCACGUCUGUGACGGGGCACAUGAUGGAGCUGGACUUUGACGCGAGUGUCCGAAGCUGGUACUCGUGUGAUCCAGUGGAGCUUUUUACUGCUCCAGUGACCAAGAGAAUCCGCAACGACGAGAUCCAGAAAAAGAUCGAGCAGACGCUACUGAAAGAAGCCAAGCAGAGCCAGUGGCUGGUGCUAUGGCUGGACUGUGAUCGAGAGGGUGAAAACAUUGCAUACGAAGUCAAAAGCAUCUGUGAAAAAUCUAACCGACGUAUGCGCGUCUUUCGUGCCCGUUUCUCGGCGCUGAUCCCGCGUGACAUUAUCGAUGCGAUACAAAACUUGUCGGAACCCAACGAAAAACUAUCGCUUGCCGUAGACGCUCGGUCUGAAAUCGACUUGAGAAUCGGCGCAGCUUUUACAAGGUUUCAGACGAUGCGUAUCCAGAGCAAGUUUCCGACAUUGAAGCAAGACAAGAGUGUGAUUAGCUAUGGUCCGUGUCAAUUUCCCACGCUAGGUUUUGUAGUGGAGCGAUUUCUUAAGGUUCAGAAUUUUGAGCGAGAGACAUUUUACUACAUCAGCGUUACGCACCAGCACAACGAUCUUCCGGACGCACCGAUGACGACUUUCAAGUGGAAGCGCGAGCACCUUUUUGACCGCUUGGCGUGCUUGUGCAUCUACGAGUGCCUGAUGGAUAGCCAGGCAGUAAUUAUCGAGUCGGUUGACAAACGAAUUUCCUGGAAAUGGAAGCCGCUGCCACUUACGACAGUGGAGUUGCAGAAGCGGGCAUCGCGAUGGUUGCGGAUGUCGUCAGAAGCAACUAUGAAGGCAGCUGAAAGCUUGUACAAUAAGGGUUUGUUGAGCUAUCCGCGCACGGAGACGAGCAAGUUCAAAGAAGGCACGGAUUUGAUGGGUUUAGUUCGGCUGCAAGAAAACCAUCACCAGUGGGGAAAUUACGUGACACGCGAGCUUUUAGACGGAGGGAAAUACGAAGCGCCCCGUCAUGGAAACUCGGAUGAUCAGGCACACCCGCCGAUACAUCCGACUAAAUGUGUUGAUAUGAAUACGUUGUCAGAUCCGAACGAGAAAAAGGUGUAUGAGUUUGUCGUUUUACACUUCUUGGCAUGCUGUAGUCGGGAUGCCAAGGGUUAUCAGACAAACGUCGUGGCGAAAAUGCUGGGAGAAUACUUUACAGCAUCCGGGCUCAUGGUGGAGGAACGUAACUAUUUGGAUAUCUAUAAAUACGAGAAAUGGAACGCGUCCGCGAUUCCUGUGUAUCAGCAGGGAGAUGUGUUCCAGCCAUCAAUGGUCGGAAUGCUAUCUAAGGAGACGAACCCGCCACCUCUCUUGUCAGAGGCCGACUUGAUCGCGAAGAUGGAUUCGAACGGAAUUGGUACUGAUGCCACAAUUGCCGAGCACAUUAAAACCAUCUUGAAGCGCGAGUACGUCGUCAAGGUGAACAAUGACACUCAGUUUAAACCCACCACGUUGGGGCUGGCACUGGUGUUAUCGUACGAGCACAUGGGUGUCGAGUUAGCAAAGCCUAAACUUCGUGCAGCAAUGGAGAACGACUGCAAGGCAAUUUCGCUAGGGCAGAAACACAUAAAACAAGUGGUGCAAUCGUGCAUGGAUCAGAUGAAAAGCAUUUUCAUGAAAGUUACCAGUAGCGCUACUGUGCUGGACCAGACUUUUUCGGAACAAUUCGGCCAAGCUGUGAGCGGCCAAGCAGUACCACUACGGAGUGAGCAGCGAACCGCUUCAGAAAGCGAACCAAUGCCUUCCUAUCGGGCACAAGAGAGACCACAAAGCUCUGUCUGUACCAAUCCAGCAUUGGGAGGCCAAGCGGCUGGUGGAAGUACCGACCACACAAACGGAAUAGGACGGCGAGCGAGCCAACGAAGUCCGCCCCAAUCGCCGAGUCUUUCCCAGGCGCAGGGUCGAUCACAACUUGCUCCAAGCAUACCCGCAAGCACACCUCGGUGCGCUGAUCACAGCUUGCCUUGCCUCGAGCGAGAGGUAACCCGGGAGGGGCCGAACGUAGGACGCAAGUUUUAUGUCUGCCCGCUGCCUCAAAGUGAGCAGUGCAAUUUCUUUGCUUGGGUGUCUGGGCCCGACCCAAGCGAUGUCCCUGCGGUGAAAUGUACCGGUCACGACGAACCGUGCGCCGAGCGAACAGUCAUAAAAGACGGUGUGAACAAGGGCCGGCAGUUCUAUACCUGCCGGCGUGGCCAAACCGACAACAGCUGCGGGUUUUUCCAGUGGAAGGAUGACAGUACAAAGACAUCUGGCAGCUCAGCGGCACAGUCGGACACCACCCCGCGGUGCUCCGGACACAGCGUCACUUGCGUCUUGCGCAGAACUAGAAAGGCUGGUCCGAACCAAAACCGCGAGUUUUAUGCCUGCAGCCUCGAGGGAACAGAGAGCUGCGGGUACUUUAAGUGGAAAGACGAAAUGGAGCUGAACCAUCGGCAGCCCGCGUCAUCGUCUUCAGUGCUGCGUUCAGAGAGCAGCGCAGGUGACAGUGGGGUACCUGUAUGUAGGUGCAACUUGCGUGGCGUCUUGCUGAUGUGUAAGAACGGAGCAAACAAGGGCCGGGCCUUUUACAAGUGUCCAAAUCCGCAGGAGAGUCAAUGUGAUUUCUUUCAGUGGGGGGCAUAG
Messenger RNA from Hyaloperonospora brassicae, 2799 nucleotides. The record is from the annotation of a GenBank genome assembly. Lineage: Eukaryota; Oomycota; Peronosporomycetes; Peronosporales; Peronosporaceae.